Entrophospora candida is the source of this 1506-nucleotide messenger RNA. Lineage: Eukaryota; Fungi; Glomeromycota; Glomeromycetes; Entrophosporales; Entrophosporaceae. The record is from the annotation of a GenBank genome assembly.
AUGAAAGUGGAAAAUCAGAAUCAUAAUCACAGUUUAAAAAAUAGACAUGACAAUGAAAUCAAAGAAUUAUUUUACGGUGAAUUAUCAGAUCUAGACGGUGAAUGUGAAGAAUGUAGAAUACUUGAAAGUGAUUUGAUCAAUUCGAAAUUUAGUAUUAAACAAUUAUUUAAUUAUGAAAAACUUGACGAAAAUACUCUUAAAAUAUUUUGGUUAAAACUAAAAGAGUAUAAAUUCCAUAAAACGAUGGCAAUCAUAUUGAAAUUUAACAAAAUUAAACAUCUUAAAGAUGAUGACAUUCCAGUCAAAUUGGAUUUUUCAAUAAUAAUGACAGAACCUGAUUUGACAACUAUUACUUGGAGAAGUGUUGAAUGGAUACAAAUGCAACCAGAUGGGUUGAAUUCAAAUAACGUAUUAGAUUAUUUUGCUGAAUCCCCAUUCUGGGAUCCACAAUGUAGCAAUAAUAUUUUGAAAAUGCAAACUCGUUAUAAUGAAUUGAAAGAUAUUACUUCUAAUCUAAGAAAAAUGAAAGGAAAUGAAUUUCAAGUUGUAGAUGAAAAGCCACCAUAUUUAUGGGUGAUUAGAAAACAAUAUAGGUUAACAGAAUUUGAAGUGAGACCAGUAGCUACUUAUUAUGUAUUAAAUUUCAACAUUUACCAAGCACCAGAUUUAGAUUCCAUUAUUGGCAAUAGAAUUUUAACAAGCAUUUAUCAAUUAAGUUUAGCCUUUAAUACAGCAUACAAACAUGUAGAUUUUCAUCCUGCAACAGGUUAUUCUUGGAGGCCAACAGCAUCAUCAACAAAAUCGACAAAAUCAUCAGCGGCAGAAGUGACAAAAACAACCGCUGCUACUGCUGCUGCCGGGGCAACAACAUCAUCGUCAAUAUCAUCACCAUCAACAAUAAGUAGUGAUGGUGAUAAUAACAAUGAAUUAAAUCAAAAUAUUAUUAAUGACAACACAAAAAAAUCACGAAUCAUUCAUCAAGAACCAUUAGAACAAAUAGAAUUUCGUAUGGGAGUAGAUAGAGUUUUAAAACAUAUUAAUGUAAACACGGAGCGGCAAUUACGUCAUGUUGAUGAAUUACUGAAUAGGCCACCAUCACCACCACCUACAUUACAAGAUAAUAACAUAAUAUCGAAAAAUGAACCAAACAUUUUAAUGACUAGUCCCACUUUAAUAUCUCCUUCACAAAUUGGUGCAGAAUCAUCUGUUACUAUGCAAGAUCAAAAUAUUAAAAGACGUAAAAAAAGUGAAGAUUCUGGUAAAAAGAAAAAGAAAAGUACUGGCAGUGUUUCAGUAUUAGAAAGCCUUUUAGAAGAAGACUGGGAAAAUAAAAAAAAUGUGUUUGGAGAUGUCUUUAAAAAUAAUUAUAUUUCAGAUCUCGAUCUGCGUUUAGCAAUAACGUCAGGACACCAAAAGGAAUACGAAGGGAUUCUUAAAAAUGACGUCCUUUUCUUAAAGGGCAAUAAUUUAGAAUCUAUUGAUUUGAAAGAAAGGUAUUUGGUUUAA